UGUCAGUAUUUACAAAAAAAUUCCAAACAUAACAUUUUCCGUUCCAUAAGGAUUUCAAUAAUUUCCGUGAGAAAGCAGAGCCAAUCAGAGCCUUCCAGUUGUCACCUACACUGAGCCUUGAGCCAAUCGGCAGCGACGACAGGUACCAAGUAUGUUAGUAAGUGGUGGGUGGAUUGAGCGUCGCUACUGGUGAUGAGAGAGGUGGUGAAGGUGGAAGGUUCGCAGAUGGUACUCGGCCACACAGCUGGUACAGACAAACCUCACAGGCUUCAAGGACGAAAAGUUGUUGUGGGUCUAAGGACACGACUCGCAGCACACACAUGAUGAAGGGGGCGAUGAUGGUGAUGGUAGCAGCAAUGGUGGUGGUGGAUAUGGAGAGCCAGGGUGUACACGGUGCCUCAUUCUUCAUCAGGGUGCCAGGGGUAAUGCUCACGGGAUCUGUUGCUGAUACUACGCUGGUCUCCUCGCGUAUCCAGUGCGCCAUGUUAUGCAGUGAGGUAUCGUGUAGGGCCUUCACACUCCUUAACACCAACGCACGGAAGGAGUGUACACCAUACCACACCAUCACCAGGGCAGACAGUGUGGUCGAGGAGGCGUAUGAGACCUUCGCUGAGGAGCAUAGUGAGAAGACGUUGAGAGACAUGGCGUACCCUAUCACAACUCAACCCACGACAAUUCAGCCCACCACAACUCAGCCCACCACAGCUUAGCCCACCACAACUCAGCCCAUCACAUACUGGCAUUCCCUUGGACCUCUUAAGGUUGUAACAAUAUCACAAAUUCACAAAUUACACUUUGUACUAUAGGUCCAGGAAUAGAUCCCACCAAAU
Messenger RNA from Homarus americanus (American lobster), 830 nucleotides. RefSeq lists its product as uncharacterized. Bases 321 to 710 code for a protein of 129 amino acids. NCBI's taxonomy places the organism in Eukaryota, Metazoa, Arthropoda, Malacostraca, Decapoda, Nephropidae. The record is from RefSeq and is a predicted model, not a curated record. The transcript has 4 exons.